Notechis scutatus (mainland tiger snake) is the source of this 3372-nucleotide messenger RNA. The record is from RefSeq and is a predicted model, not a curated record. Lineage: Eukaryota; Metazoa; Chordata; Lepidosauria; Squamata; Elapidae.
AUGUCUGCUGUUGACUGUCAUGAAAGUCUCGGCACCUUUUCUGUAUCGUGGUGGCCAGAACUGACCCACUCUUCCACAACGACCGCUGGUGAGAAAGAGACCCCGUGGACCGAAACGGACAAGAUCCGCGUGUGUGUGCGAAAACGGCCCCUUGGUCUGCGAGAAGAGAGGCGUGGAGAAGUGAACAUCCUCACGGUGGAAGACAAGGAGACGCUUCUGCUCCACGAGAAGAAAGAGGCAGUUGACCUCACACAGUACAUCUUGCAGCAUGUGUUUUACUUCGACGAAGUCUUUGGGGAGACCUGUUCCAAUCAAGAUGUGUACCUGAAGACGGCCCAUCCUCUGAUUCAACAUGUGUUUAAUGGAGGCAAUGCCACCUGCUUUGCAUACGGACAAACAGGGGCAGGGAAAACAUACACCAUGUUUGGUACUCAUAAAACCCCCGGCCUCUACGCCUUGGCUGCUAAGGAGAUCUUCAAGCAACUGGAAACAACUCAGGCUAGGAAAGAUCUCCAUGUCUGGAUCAGCUUUUAUGAGAUCUACUGUGGGCAGCUUUACGAUCUGCUAAAUGGAAGAAAGAGGCUGUUUGCAAGGGAAGAUAGUAAACAUGUUGUACAAAUAGUUGGGCUGCGCGAAGUCCACGUGAACACAGUCAACUUGCUCCUGGAGGUUAUUCUGAAAGGAGGGAAGGAGCGCAGCACAGGAGCGACUGGCGUCAACUCUGAUUCUUCCCGGUCCCAUGCCAUCAUCCAGAUUCAGAUGAAAGACCCCACACACCGAGUCUUUGGGAGAAUCUCGUUUAUUGACCUGGCUGGCAGCGAGAGGGCGGCUGAUGCCAAAGACUCGGACCGGCAGACAAAAAUGGAAGGAGCAGAAAUCAAUCAGAGUCUUCUAGCACUGAAAGAAUGCAUCCGUGCGCUCGAUCAGGAACACGCUCACACUCCCUUCAGACAAAGCAAACUGACCCAGGUCCUGAAGGACUCUUUUGUUGGCAAUUCCAAGACGUGCAUGAUUGCCAACGUGUCACCCAGCCACGUGGCCACAGAGCACACCUUGAAUACCUUGCGCUAUGCCGACAGGGUAAAAGAGCUGAAGAGAGGGAUGAAAUCUUGCACCCCUAUUGCCAGCAGACCCCGAGCAGCAGGACACACGUCUCCUAAGCGUAUCCAGAAUUCUCCUUACGUCCAAGUUGGAGGGAAAAGCUCUCCCAAAAAAGUCAAGCUGGGGAUGCAUCACCCUCUGAUGCCGACACCCUUGUCCAAGACGAAGACCCCUUUGCUGUUUCAGCCAGCUCACCACCUUCCUUUCUCCUCCACUCCGAAGGGACAGGGGCGCAAAGAACCUCUGGGAGCUCCGUGGCCCAGUUGCGCCGGCGCAGAAAGAGGGAUCCCGAAGGCGGAGGCGUCAUCCAAGUUGCUGGCGGAGGAACCCGCGGUAAUGUCUGAGAAAAGUCGCUUCAGGAAGGACUCGGUGGCCAGGAGAGAAGGUGGCCAGGAGGACAGGCAGAGGGGGACGUGUCCGAAAGUCGAUCCGGUGCAGAAGCAACUGGUUUCUAGGGCUGAUUUUUCCCAUCAUGGCUCAGAUCACGAGGAAGAUCCCGGGAGACCCUUUGCGGAUCAGUGCGUGGCAGCCUGGACGGGCGCUUCCUCCCAACAGAAAGACCGGGAGCAGCACCUGCGGCUUUAUCACCGGCAGUUCCAGCAGCCUCCUCUCCACCAGCAGAAAUUAAACUACCAGCCCUUGGAAAAGUUUUUAGCUCGGUACAAGUCCCAGGAGGUCCAGGUGAGGCCGGAGGCCCCUUGCCCUGACUCCGUGUCCCCUCAGGGCCGGGACGAAACCAUGCAGCUCGAGGAACUGGACGACAGCGACUUCAGCGAGGACUCUUUCUCUCCCGGCCCCGGUCGGAAGAAGGUGGAGAGGGAAGCUCGAAAGCAAAGCAGCCAGAACUCCUUUUUCCUCCAUCGGAGAGAUUUCGGGCUCCAAGAACGGGACGGAGAAGACGAGCAGGAGCUGUUUUGUCAAUGGUACGCGUUUGAGACGGGAAGAAGAGCGCUACCAAGCGAGGAAGAGUCCAGUAGCUACGAGGAAGGCGGUAGAAGUUUGUGCGAUUGGAGCUCGGGAGAAAUAUUGGCAGUGGGUUCCUCACCGCACAGGGGUGUCCCGGAGAAACCUUAUUGCUCGAAGGAAGGUGAGAAGAUAAAUCCUCAAGAAUCGCCCGUGGAGCAGAAGCCGCUGAGAUGCUCGGAUCCGUCUCCCGGUUGCCCCGAUGGACACUUCUCCCCGCCAAGGAAGAGAACACAAAGCCCGCCUCUCGCUGCCAUCUUGCCAUCUUUCCUCCCCAAAGGAACAGGCUUUCGCGGAGCUUUAGACUUUCCUAUGGGCCCGGCUGAUGACGCGAUGACACCUCUGUCCGCAUCCUUCCUGAACUUGGGACCAGCAGAAGAGAGCAAGGGGAAGAAGAGGACUGACGAAGAGGACGUCUUUGGGCCCAGCAGGUGCUGGGAGGAAGACGCCGGGCACGCCGCCCCUGCGUCCAGCGUCUACGAAAUAAAUUGCUGGGGUAGAAAAACCGAGCCGGGUCUUUCUCCGGGGGCCAAAUGCCAGUGGCUUCCUCAGUCUUGUGGCUGUCCGGGGGAAGCUGCCAUCUUGGAAGCCACAUCGGCUUUUGGUGAAUGUAUCUGUGGCUACACUGGUGAAAGUCCUGUGGCCGAACUCCUUCCUCGGCACACGGAGGAAAGGGCCUCGCUUGGCGGAGACCUACAAACAAGCGAAUAUUCAACCCUCCGCGACUCCGAUCUCGAAGUGGCAAAGAUUGCCGUUUCGUGGAGCUAUUCAGACCAUCUGGGUUUGGGGGGGAAAGAGACCCCUGAGCCUUUGGCUCCGGUUAGUCCUGUCGAUAGGGGAGGAAUACCUUCCACUCCAAAUGCUUUACCCAGUUCUGAGAAUGCAGGGAAGGAGCAGCUCUCAGAACGAAGCCCCCCGUCACGCUCGGAUUUUCCCCCCUGGACAAUGGAGCUGCGGCGUUUGGAAGAAGCCCGCAGGAAGGAAGAAGCCCAGGAUACGCACAACUGUGAGGACGCAGAGCAGGACUCGAGGGCUGAAUCCAAGGGGACGGUGGCUGAAACCGCAAAGAACUUGCGGAAGGCUUGCGGGCCGAUGGAGUUGGCUGAAGGUGGCCUGAAGGAGAAGGACGUGCUGGGAAGGCAGCUGGUUCUUCAAACCCAUCAGGAGCAGCUGGACAAAAUGGCCGCCCUGUCUUCUCGGGAGGAAAACUUGAUGGGCAUGAUGUCAGAUUUGGUAGUAGAAGAUUCUCCCGACAUGCUUUCAGGCCCUGGCUCUGCAGUUUCAAAGAUCAGCAGUAAAGAGUAUUGA